AACACGUGCACGUCGCGCUGACAACGAGCACCUCACCCUCGCACCACGUCGGGCUCGGGGACAGUUCCGCGCGAUUUUUCGACGCGAUUUCUAGCCCGCUCGCCGAACGCCGCGCGCGAGGACCCUCACCGCGAUGCAACUCUCGCCGUCCGGCGCGCACUUCCGCUAUAAAUCGCGCGAACGACGGGGCGAACGGCAUCCGCGGGAUUACAUCGCUAUGGCCUACACUGGGAUAUUCCGCGGGAAGAAAGGUCCUUAUAUGGGGAUGAUGUGUGAUAACACCGAGGGGUGUGACGUUUCGACAGCCAAUGGCGAUAGCGGUGGCGUUUCACUGCGCAAAAUCAUAAAAUUCCCAGCACUUGGAGCCGAGAUACUUUCGCUGAUACGGACGAUGAAAAGAGGGUUUUCGCGGAGACGCCGGAUAAGUCAACCUAUCUUAAACCGAGAUAUUAUCAAUAUCAGAUUUAUUCAAUGACUGAUGAUUUGCUGUCACACAGAUUUACUCAUAAUUCUUUUGGCAAAUAUGACAUUGUUAAACCAUGGUCGGUUUCUGAAAAGGCUGAUGUACCUGUGUACAUACCCCAACCAUCCUAUAGUCAAACAUCAGUACCUAAGGAUGGGCCAGAAAUACCAGAAAUCAAGGAUGCAUAUCAAAUAGAAUGUAUGAGGGACAGCUGUAAACUUGCCAGUUAUAUAUUACAUCAAGUUAAUCCGUUAAUUAAGCCUGGUAUUACGACCGAUUCUCUUGACAAACAAGUGCACGACAUGAUCAUUGGCAAUGGAGCUUAUCCGAGUCCGCUCAAUUAUCGUGGUUUCCCCAAGUCUAUAUGUACAAGUGUUAACAAUGUCGCUUGCCAUGGUAUUCCAGACAAUAGGCCUCUGCAAGACGGUGAUAUUCUUAAUGUCGACAUAACGGUGUACCUCAAUGGCUAUCACGGCGAUUGCUCGGCCAUGUUUCAAGUGGGCGAAGUCGAUUCUGAGGGCAAACGACUGAUAGCGAUCACGAAAUUGUGCUUAAAAGAGGCCGUGCGAAUAUGCAAACCGAACGAACAUUUGUACAAUAUUGGUAACGUGAUAGAAGAGAUAGCGGAUAAGCAUAAUCUGAACGUGAUACCUGUGUGCCUGGGUCACGGUAUCGGAACUUACUUCCACGGUGCCCCGGACAUUUUUCAUUUUGCAAACGAUUAUUCUGGGAGAAUGCAAUCGGGGAUGACGUUCACUAUCGAGCCGAUUUUGAGUCAAGGAUCGACACAGCUUGAGAUUUUGGAAGAUGGUUGGACGGCCUGUACCGUCGACAAUUCCAGAACAGCACAAUUCGAGCACACGAUUUUGAUCACGGACGACGGACAUGAAGUACUGACGCUUUAACGUGCACUUACUUUGGUCAUAGUGAUCUGUUAAUGUGAAUACAGUGAAAUAAAAAAUUUUAGGUUCUUACUUAUUAUUA
Molecule: messenger RNA, 1447 nt
Organism: Dinoponera quadriceps
Lineage: Eukaryota; Metazoa; Arthropoda; Insecta; Hymenoptera; Formicidae
Product: methionine aminopeptidase 1D, mitochondrial
Exons: 6
Coding region: 472-1368 (298 amino acids)
Biological process (GO): proteolysis
Molecular function (GO): metalloaminopeptidase activity
Source: RefSeq, a predicted model, not a curated record